Rotaria sp. Silwood2 is the source of this 2067-nucleotide messenger RNA. Lineage: Eukaryota; Metazoa; Rotifera; Eurotatoria; Philodinida; Philodinidae. The record is from the annotation of a GenBank genome assembly.
GAAAUUUCUUUUCUCAUCUAUGUUUUCACAUUCUGCCGCUUUGCUAACUUUGUGAGACCAUGAUCCAAAUUUUUUGCAAUAAACUUUCGACAAGAGAAAAAUAGCCUAUCUUGUGCAGAAUUUGACGCUCUUUCUAAUGAUAUCCUCGGAAAAACUUUAUGUGCAUUUUUUUAUCUGGAAUCAGAAGCUUGUUUUACGAAGAUAGGGGUUUUUGAUAUAAGAAGAUAUUUUGAAUAUCUUUAAUAUACCUUCUCACAAUUUUUAAGAGCAUCAAAGUCUUUGUCAAAACAUAUGUAGUCUACGUAACUUUUGAUGCUCUAUCCAAUAAUAUAGUUUAAAUUUAAUUUCACUUCAUUGAAGAAGUGAAAACUUAUUUUUCUCGAACUACAUAGUGAUAUUUUUGUGAUUUAACGUUUCUACUACUUAAUUUCUUCAACGGUAGAAAAGUUAAACUAAUUUUCGCAAAUCUAUUUUUUUCAGCAUAUAGCUGAGUGUCUCCUCUCUCGAAUGGAUGCUGAGAAAGAAUCAUCUGACUUAACAAAAUUAGCAUUAACUCAAUAUUUUUAUAUUUUGUGGAAGGGGGUCCUAUAAUUAUGAGACACCUGAAAUUCGAAAGUUUUUGAAUUUAAUCAUUAAUACUAAUUGAUCAAAUCCAAAUCAAUAUAGUACAUGAUAGGCUGCUACUAUGCGUCCAUGGCUAUGACAUUAGAUUGGUAAUGAAACCUUCUUUAGUUGGAGAAACCUUUAUUGUUUUCAAAAUUUGAGGAGGGGUUCUAUAAUUUUGAGACCACCUGUAUAUAUACGUGUUUUCUCUAGUCAUCAUGGUUGGUUGGUUGGUUAGUUCGAUCUUCUCCUUUUCUCUCUCCACCUAUCCUUGUGAUGUGUGCAAUAUAUGUGUGUAUGUGUGUGCGCGGUUUAUUCUCGAAAUAAAGUAUUAGAAAAACUCUAAAAGAAUCUUCCUCUAAUAAAUAGUGUAUGAUAAGUUUUGCAUUUUAUUUUUUAGUUUAUGAAGAUUAUAUAUUUGCUGAUGUACGUAAACGUCAUGAUCUUGCUUUUGCAUGGCUUUAUCAAGAAUAUGUUUAUGCUAAUGAAUAUUUAAGUAUGUUAGAUCCGAAUAAAAGAAAAGAUUUUACUAAAUAUGAUGAUACAUUAUGCCAAUUACUUGAAUAUUUACAAGAAAAACCAGAUCAACGUGAUGGAAAUAAUGCAAUACGUAUUGCAAAAAAUUUACAUGAAAAAGAAGAAUUUAAACAACCAAUUGAACGACAUGCUUUGAAAUUUUUGAAACAUUUAACAGCAGCACAACCACCUGAAGCACAUUUUGGUGAAGAUAAAAAAUCAUCAACAAUAGUAAAUGAUACUUGGACAGAACAUUCAAUUCGUCUUUGUCUUCCAUUAUAUCUUAGUUUAAUACCAUCGUAUCAUUAUCUAAUACUAUCAUUAGCAACGAUUUAUACAGCAGUUAAUGGGGAUAUUAAACAGUUGAUUAUUGAGGUUCGUGAAAUGGGUAUGGGUAGUCCAGAAAUAUUAAAACUUGUUGAAAAUUGUCCGAAAGGUGCUGAAACAUUAAUUACGCGUAUUAUUCAUACUCUUACUGAACAAACACCACCAUCACCUGAACUGGUUGAGAAAGUACAAGAUUUGUAUCAUAAACGAGUGUCUGAUGUUCGUUUUCUUAUACCAGUACUUACUGGUUUGGAAAAGAGGGAAAUUAUUAAUGGAUUGCCGAAAUUGAUUAAACUUUCACAACCAGUGGUUAAAGAAGUUUUUAACCGACUUUUGAUUCGUAAUGCAUCUUCUGAAACUUCACAUGCUAGUCUAAUCUUACCAUCUAAAUUAUUAAUUGCUCUUCAUCAAAUCUCACCUGAAGAAUGUGAAUUAAAAACAAUAAUGAAUGCAACAACAUUAUGUCUAAAUGAACGUGCAAUUUAUACUCAUGAUAUUCUUGCUGUUGCUAUUCAACAACUUGUUGAUAUUAAUCCAAUACCCGUUUUGUUCAUGCGAACGGUUUUACAAGCACUUAGUUUCGUUUCAAAUAUGAUUGGUUUUGUUAUGAAUAUUUUAUAA